GUUAGCAGACGGGCUACGUGGUCGUGGUGAGCACACAUCCAAACGGAACGGACAGAAACCCACCGCUGCUGCAGGAUGGUGAAAAUUACAGUAAUUAAGACCAAACCGUACACCGAUCAAAAGCCCGGAACCAGCGGUUUAAGAAAGAGGGUGACCGUGUUCCAGCAGAAUCAACAUUAUGCGGAAAACUUCAUCCAGAGUAUUAUUUCCACCGUUGACACUGCUCAGAGGCAAGAGGGCACACUGGUAGUUGGAGGUGAUGGACGAUUCUUCAUGAAAGACGCUAUUCAGUUGAUCAUCCAAAUUGCGGCAGCUAAUGGGAUUGGCAGGCUGGUCAUUGGUCAAAAUGGAAUUAUGUCAACGCCUGCUGUGUCCUGUGUGAUCAGUAAAAUCAAAGCCAUUGGGGGGAUCAUCCUGACAGCCAGUCACAACCCCGGUGGCCCCAAUGGAGACUUUGGCAUCAAGUUUAACAUUUCUAGUGGAGGUCCAGCACCAGAGGGCAUCACAGACAAAAUCUUUCAGAUCAGCAAAAGCCUCCAGGAGUACCACAUUUGCCCUGAGCUAAAAGUGGACCUCUCAACCAUUGGGAAACAAACCUUUGAGGUUGACACGUUCAAGCCCUUUACCGUUGAAAUCUUGGACUCGGUGGAAUCCUAUGCUGAGAUGCUAAGAGAUAUCUUUGAUUUUCCUGCUCUGAAGGAGUUGCUUUCAGGGCCCAAUCACAUCAACGUACGACUGGACGCAAUGCACGGAGUGGUUGGUCCAUAUGUAAAGAAGAUUGUAUGUGAAGAGCUGGGAUCCCCUGCUAACUCUGCUGUCAACUGCGUCCCCUCGGAAGACUUUGGGGGCCACCAUCCCGAUCCCAACUUAACAUAUGCUGCUGACCUGGUCAACACUAUGAAGGGAGGAGAAUAUGACUUUGGAGCAGCAUUUGAUGGUGAUGGUGAUCGAAACAUGGUUUUGGGUAAGCACGGAUUCUUUGUAAACCCAUCAGACUCUGUGGCAGUCAUCGGUGCCAACAUUACAUCCAUCCCUUAUUUCAAGAAGACUGGCGUAAAGGGUCUGGCCCGCAGUAUGCCCACUAGUGGGGCUCUGGACAAUGUGGCCAAAGCUUUAAAGAUGCCCCUUUAUGAGACACCCACAGGCUGGAAGUUCUUUGGAAACUUGAUGGAUGCCGGCAAGUUAUCCCUCUGUGGUGAAGAAAGCUUUGGUACAGGUUCCGAUCAUAUCCGUGAGAAAGACGGCCUUUGGGCGGUGCUCGCUUGGCUCUCAAUUCUGGCCACUCGCAAACAGAGUGUGGAGGACAUCAUGAAAGACCAUUGGCAGAAGUUUGGGAGGAACUUUUUCACAAGGUAUGACUAUGAAGAGGUGGAUUCUGACGCUGCAAAUAAGAUGAUAGAGGGAUUACAGACAACUAUGUUUGAUAAAGGCUUUGUAGGGCAGAAGUUCUCCUCUGGGGAUAAAACGUAUAAAGUGGAGAAGGCUGAUAACUUUGAAUACACAGAUCCUGUCGAUGGCAGUGUCUCAAAAGGACAGGGUUUGAGGAUCAUCUUCUCGGACGGCUCACGGAUCAUCUUCCGGCUCAGCGGGACAGGCAGCGCCGGGGCAACCAUCAGGCUUUACAUUGACAGUUAUGAGAAGGACCCACAGAAAAUCUAUCAGGACCCACAGGUCAUGCUGGCUCCUCUGGUGGACAUUGCCUUAAAGAUUUCGCAGCUGCAGGAGAAGACUGGCCGCUCUGCUCCGACUGUGAUCACAUAAUUACCCAAGAGCCCAUAUUCACCUCUUCCAGCCCAGACAUACUGUAUUGAGCAAUGCCUUACUUUAUGAUUAUCACCAUCAACCUCGUACCCCAGUCAUUACGUGUUCAAUGCAUCCUCUAGAAAGUAUCGUUUCAAGUCUCAUGUUUCAUGUGUUCCACAAAGUUAUGUAAAACACAGCUUAUAAAAAAUAUAAAUAGAGAGUAUUAAAAUCUAACUAAACAACUACAAAAUUCUUUUGCUUGUUGUGAUCUCUUCUUAAAGGGACAGUUCACCCCAAAAUGAAAAUUCUGUCAUCAUUUACUCAGCAUCUUGUCAUUUGUGUAUGACUUUCUUUCUUCUGCAGAACACAAAAGAAGAUAUUUUGAAGAAAGUUAGGAACCGAACAACGGUGGUACCCAUUUACUUGGUUUCGUGUCUGUACAAUAGAAGUGAAUUGGUACCGUCGCCACUGUUUGGUUACCAAUAUUCUUCCAAAUAUAUUCUUUUGUGUUCAUGAAGAAAGUCAUACAGGUUUAAAAUGACAUGAGGGAGAGUAAAUGAUGACAGAAUUUUGAUUUUUGGGUGAACUAUGCCUUAUUUUAAUUAAAUCCAUGAUGUGUUAAGAAAAAGAAUUUAAACAGUUGCAUAAUAUCCUUUUAUCAGAGUGUUUGGUGCACGAUGUUGAAGACAAUAUUUUGAAUCAUUUAAAAUUCUAACCUAUGUUUCAUAUUCCUUCUGGGAAAAAGCAUCAUUACAACUUCUGAAAUUGUUCAAACGUGUUUUACUGUUGCAGUCAUAAAAACGAAUAUGUUUUUGUAAACCAUUGCGAUAUAAACAUUGCAAUAUAUUGUGUAGCUUUUAUGUUUAACUUGUUAACAUUGGUUUACCUCAACUUUCUGUUUCAGUAAGCAAAAAUAUUUAAAUGUGUUAUUUUUGCAUCACCGCUGCACUCAUUGGCUGUGUUGUCAUCACAAACUUCCAGCCACAGUUUAUUUGCUCUAAAUUUGCCCUCAGUUGAGCGACACGGAAAAUCAGGUGCACGCACCUGAACAGAAAUGUCUUUAUUUUGCAAAACACAUAUCUAAAAACUAGCACUUUUUAAAACCUGCAUACACACACACGUCCCUAUGAUCAAAACAUAUCCUUGGGCCGUGUCAGUAAUGACCUCAACUUUAAUACGACUCAUUUAUUAGUACCUGUCAGGACACCCAUCACACACCCUCUUUUGAGUAGUUUCCUGCAUGUGUUCUGGAUGGAUAAAUGGGUGGGAUAAUUUCUUUAGAACAGGUUUCCACAUUAUAAAAGCCCCUAUGUUGACAUAGCAGGAGACAAAAAAAAUGCCCUGCUUGGAAAGUAAUGGUUUGCAGGUUGUAUUUUCAUUAGAUGUCAUUACAUGAGGUAAUAGCAGUACAGUGCGUAUUUAGCUGUCAGGUUAUUAUACGCUGAAGCUUUCUUUUAAUCUCGUUUUUUACCAGAAGAUCUAUAUUUAAUACAGAGAUUUAAAAAGCCUUUAGAAAGCUCACCAACAGAUGUGAUUUUUUAACCACACGCCUUUCAAUAGAUUUAAAGAAAGUGGAACUUGUCUAAGUAAAUUGCAACCAGCAUCUACAAGUUUUCUACUGCAUAUAUGUUCAUUUAUGUGAGUGUAAAAGAAAGCUAGAGUAAUUUUACCUUUCUUAUUAUCUGUUGAUUUUAUCUUUAAAAUAUUAAUUGGUAUGACUUUUUAACUAUAUGUAAGAGACUUUGUAACUAUAUGUAAGGGAUAGAUCACCCAAAAAUAAAAAUUCUGUCAUCAUUUAUUCACCCUCAUGUCGUUCCAAAACUGCAUAUAACUCUUUCUUUUUUGGAACACAAAAGAGGAUAUUUUGAGAAAUGUCUGCGGUUUUGUGUCCAUGGACGUUUAUAAGGAUCAAUGACAUACAGGUUUGGAAUGACAUGAGGUUAAGUAAAUGGUAAACGAAUUUUCCUUUUUUGGUGAACUAUCCCUUUAAACUAUAUUUAGCUGAGUUUAAUGUGCUUCUGCUUCUUGCGACAAUCCUGCAUCGGUUAAAUCUGGAGUAGCACAUUUCUGUAGCUUGCGUUCCAUCACGGGGUCAGAGAAAGCCCAAAUAAACAGCCGCUCGCACUGGGAAAUCUUCAGAGACAGAACCUGUUUGUUUAGCAAACACCACCCAGUUCCCAUUGCAAAGUAUGAAAAUAAACCUAAAUCAGGUUUACAGUUUAUUUACUGCAUGAUGCGUGACCUUUCUUUAUUAUUUUACACUUUGUUAUCCGCAGGGUGCUUUGCUUUACUAUCAACUGCAAAACGCAUGUUGCUUAUUUUACUGAACCCAAAAUACAGCUCUGUGGAAUGCACUGAGAUGCAACCACUGCCAUUAGAUCACAAGGGGUAAAAUCGCUAGGAUUAAACCGCAAUUGUUCCCAAA
This is a messenger RNA of Triplophysa rosa, 4168 nucleotides long. RefSeq names its product phosphoglucomutase 1 (gene pgm1). Gene Ontology annotation, biological process: carbohydrate metabolic process. Lineage: Eukaryota; Metazoa; Chordata; Actinopteri; Cypriniformes; Nemacheilidae. Gene Ontology annotation, cellular component: cytosol. The record is from RefSeq and is a predicted model, not a curated record. The coding region runs from base 76 to 1761 and encodes 561 amino acids. The transcript has 11 exons. Gene Ontology annotation, molecular function: phosphoglucomutase activity; magnesium ion binding.